Molecule: messenger RNA, 676 nt
Organism: Drosophila novamexicana
Lineage: Eukaryota; Metazoa; Arthropoda; Insecta; Diptera; Drosophilidae
Product: gram-negative bacteria-binding protein 3-like
Exons: 1
Coding region: 1-483 (160 amino acids)
Molecular function (GO): carbohydrate binding
Source: RefSeq, a predicted model, not a curated record
AUGAGAGCAGCAACGUCUCAAGUCGAGCAGCUAGUUUUAGUGCUCAUCGUUUGUCUGGCGGCAUUAGGCAGCAGCCAGGCAUACGAAGUGCCCAGGGCCACAGUCAAAGUGAAUACGCCGCACGGUUUUGAGGUCUCCGUACCAGACGAGCCGGGCAUUACGCUGUUCGCCUUCCAUGGCAAACUCAAUGCAGAAAUGGAAGAUCUCGGCGAUCAAACCUGGGCCACCGACGUCGUCAGUGCACGCAACGGGCGCUGGACAUAUCACAAUCGCCUGCAAAAGCUGCAGCCGGGAGAUGUGCUCUACUACUGGACAACCGUCAGAUACAAUGGCCUGGACUAUCAUAGCUAUAACCAGCGACAUCAGGUGGGCCAAGACGAUGCUAAAGGCCAAAAUGUCACCAUCGAUCUGACCAGCAAAGGAGGAUCCCAUUUACCAAUCAAUAUCAAUGGAAACCCCACCAUAAAUAUAUUUGUUUCAUAAUCACGCAGACACCUUGUGGAAGUUCCCAGCCGGAAGUGACAAAACAAUCAGCAAAUAACUUAAUUCUAGCAACGCGAAUUCUUAAAACUUUUUUAAAUUCCAAGUGCCUUAUUCCAAAGUAUUAGUUAAUCAUGCGCUAAUUUCAUAAGCAAAACAACACAAAACAAAGUACAAAAUGAACAAACAAUUCGGA